AUGACGGACCGCUGGCGGCGCGCGCUUUCAGCUGCUCUCUUGGGUUUCUGUUGCGCAUCGGUUUGCGCAGAAGACCAAUCAGCUGGGCGAAAGGCGGCUGCCGUCGGAGGCCUUCCCUUGACCUUCGACCAGCCUUUCGUCUACGAGAAUGGCGAGAGAUGCGGGGCGGACACUGGAUGCCUCACCUACACCUCGAUCGGCGAGCGCGCCGGCGAGGACGCCCUGGGCGCCUUCUACGAGGUCGCGGAGUGGACGCGGACGCAGGCGGGCACCACGGUCAUCUUCGCCAGCAGGACCUACGGCGAUGGCACGCAGGUCUUCAAGCAGGCGUUCCCCGACGGUCUCAAAGGCACAAGCACGGGCGACAAGGACCUCGUCAGCACAGCCUACCCGCGCGUGGUACUCUCCGCUGACCCCGACCUGCGCUUCGUCACUCCGGGCGGGUACAUGGCCGGCUGGACGCUCAUGGCCCACGGCAGCCUGCCCUCGGACGCCGCUCGGUUCCGCGGCGGCGAGGACGGCGGGAUCGUCGUCCUGUUCCGCGCCCGCGACUCCAGCGCGGCGGCGGCCAGCGUGGUCAUCUCGGCCCUCGCGAGCGCCCCGUCAGCGUGCCUGACCCCAGCUUCGAGGCUGGACGGGGCUUGGGGACUGACGCUGAGGAAGUACCAUUCCACCGUGAAGAUACCAGACCCGACGGCCGAGUACUUGAGCUAUUAUACUGACAACGGAGCCUACCAUUACUACAACCCUCUCCCCUUCACUAACUUCCGUGAUGCUGUUCUGGAUGUGUACAACCACUCGGUGCAGCUUGGUGUUCCCAUCAGGUACCUGCAGCUGGAUUCCUGGUGGUACCACAAGGGAGCGGGCGGAGGCGUCAAGAACUGGACCGAGAUACCAUACAUCAUCCCCGACGGUAUUGGUAACCUUUACGAAACCACUGGAUGGCCAAUCAUCGCUCAUAAUAGGUACUUCAGCAGCGAUACCGACUACGCGCGCCAAAAUGGAGGCCCCUACGCCUUCACCAUCGACGCCGCCACCUCGAAGGCCCUGCCGCUGGAGGAGGCGUUCUGGGACGACCUCCUCGACGAGGCGCUGACGUGGGGCCUCGCUACCUACGAGCAGGACUGGCUGGAUCGUCAGUACAUGCACACGAGCGCCCUACACACCGACGUCGAGUUAGCGGGGAAAUGGCUCGACCAGAUGGGCGGGGCUGCUCUCGAGCGUGGCAUCAACGUCCAGUACUGCAUGUCCCUCACACGACACCUUCUGUAUUCCGUCACCCUACCCGCCGUCACGCAGAUACGAGUCAGCGAUGAUUAUAUGCUCAGUCCGGACCAGUGGCGCAUCGGCGUGACAAACCUCCUCGCCCACGCCCUUGGUCUCAAGCCCUUCAAGGACGUGUUCUGGUCCUCGAAGGAGAAUGCCAACAACUUCUUCAAGGACUGCGAUCUGGCCCUCCCCGAAAGCAUCUGGCACCCCAUGGCACUUAGGCACAGAUACGGAGGGAGGAUCAACGUUACGGCGUCCGGCAAGGAGUGCGUGGCAUGGACGGACUUCGGUUGGGAUGAUAAGUACUACGGCAGCGGCAUGGCCCUCAACCUCUGCCGCAACCCAGAGGACCUGAGGGACCGCCCCUUCUGCUACACGAAGGCGGGCUUUGAUAUCCCCGAGGAGGAGUGGGAGUGGGAGUACUGCGCCGCCCCCGUCUGCGACGUCGACUGCUACUUCGGCGACGGAGCCUUCUACAUCGGCGGCCACAACGUGACGCAGAACGGCCUCUCGUGCGUCGACUGGGCGGGCGAGUUCGGCCUCUCCGGCGCCCGCUGCCGAAACCCCGACGGCGACGUCGCCCCCUGGUGCUUCGUCGCGGAGGACCACUCGCAGCGGGACUACUGCGACAACGAGUGCCCCGAGGCCGUCGAGUACAGCCCCGAGCUGCAGAGCGCCGUCUCGACCCUCGCCGGAGGGCCUCUGGGCGUGGGCGACAAGGCGCAGAACCUGGACGUCGAGCUCAUUAUGAAGUCGUGCAACAAGGAGGGCCUCCUCCUCCACCCGACGAAGCCCGCGACGGUCAUCGACCUGUACUUCAUGUCCCCCGAAUACCGGGAGGUCUGGACGGGAUACAGCACCGUCGGCGACUACACCUUUGGCUUCAUCUUCCUGGCGGAGGUCGAGAAGCCCCUGUCUCUCUCGAGCUUUGACCUCAACCUCGACGAAGCCUUCCUCACCGACGUCCUUCUGUGGCAGAAUUACCCGGAGGGAUCCUCGCACCAGCAGCUCGUCGGGGUAGGCGAGGGCGUCCUCCUCCCGCCGUGUGGAGGCUUCCUCAACUUCUGCCUCUUCUACACGUCGCCUGCCAUCAGCGCGGGGGGCAAGGACCUCUUCAUCCUGGGCGAGAGGGGCAAGUGGGUGCCCGUCUCGCCGCAGAGGAUUUCGGGCGUUGAGGCGACGUCGACGAGCGUUGAGGUGUCCGUCUCGGGCGUCGAGGGGGAGAGGGUCGUCCUGUCGUUCUCUGACGGCGAAGUCUUCGACGUCGCUUGCGAUUUCCAGGCGAGCGGGACCAUGACAAUUGAUGUCUCCUCCCGCGCUUGCAGCUAGCAGAGUGCAGUUGUGAGCUCCCCUAAGUUGCAGUCCGAAUGUGCUCUCAGUUCGCUAUGAGAUUCAAUAAAAAAGAAUUCUUAAAA
Molecule: messenger RNA, 2684 nt
Organism: Penaeus monodon (black tiger shrimp)
Lineage: Eukaryota; Metazoa; Arthropoda; Malacostraca; Decapoda; Penaeidae
Molecular function (GO): signaling receptor binding; endopeptidase activity
Source: RefSeq, a predicted model, not a curated record